Camellia sinensis is the source of this 948-nucleotide messenger RNA. The record is from RefSeq and is a predicted model, not a curated record. NCBI's taxonomy places the organism in Eukaryota, Viridiplantae, Streptophyta, Magnoliopsida, Ericales, Theaceae.
AUGGUGGAGGCUUUCCGGGUGCCGGGGACGAUUUUGAUCCCCUCUAAUGCUAUGACCUACAAUCCACCAGGAAAUGAUUUCCACAUCAUUGCUGAUACUUUGAGUAAAUUUUUUGAAGCAAGAUGGAAAGUUAUUGCGAAUAAACUUCUGAAGGAUUCCCAGCCAUUACCAGAAAAAUUAGACGUACAUGGAGAAAAGGGGACUAUUAAGCCAAUGCCUCCAUCAAAAAAAAGAAAACUUACUUCACCGCAACAUAAAGCUAUGCCUGGCCGUGCAAAGAGAAUAAUGACAUAUGAGGAAAAACAUAAGUUAAGUAGAGACUUUGAGGCUUUGCUGGGAGAGUUGCCAGACAAUAUUUUUGAAUUUGUGAGGGAUCAGAUUUCAAAUGGAUGGGAAGCUAGAGAGGAUGAGAUUGAAGUUUAUAUUGAUGAUCUCAGUGAUAAUACCUUGUUCAUGUUACGGAAGCUUCUAGAUGACUAUUUACGAGAAACACGAAAGAACCAAGCAAAAGCCAAACCCUGUGAAAUAGAGGUACUAAACGGAUCAUGGCUUAGUGAUUUAUCUAUGCAAUUUUUGUGCAAAGGUUAUUAGCGAUUCUAUUUGGUUGCUACCAAAAUUGCAGGCAUCUUUACUGCAUCUCAAUCCAUAUUUGAUAUAUCGCCUUAUAUAAUGUACAUUUGUAUGGAUUUACAAUAUUGAUAUUGAUGUGAAUGAGCCUCCUGUUUCGAGCCAAGUCCAGUAGAGAAAGAAAAAGAUAUAGGCUGUAAAAGCAACACAUGUAUCAGUUCAGGCAGCUCCAGUUACAAUUCUGCAAACAAUAAUGAGAAAAUGCAUAGAAGAAGAAGGGGCUGUACCUCAAGGACAUGACUGCUGCAGCCAAAGACACACCAGAGAUGGAGUUAAAGUUCGGAAGAUGGGAGAGCACGAAAUGGACAGAGGAAAAAAUCA